This is a messenger RNA of Quercus lobata, 1591 nucleotides long. RefSeq lists its product as uncharacterized. The record is from RefSeq and is a predicted model, not a curated record. The transcript has 2 exons. The coding region runs from base 156 to 746 and encodes 196 amino acids. Lineage: Eukaryota; Viridiplantae; Streptophyta; Magnoliopsida; Fagales; Fagaceae.
UCUUUUUAAAUAGAAAGUACCAGUUGCACAACAGCUCAAAUUCAUCAUUCACUUUACCAUUCUCUUCAGGGCCGAUCAUUCACAUGCAUGGGGAUUAAAACAUUUCUUGUCUAAACUCUGAAAAAUUCCAACAACAAAGUUUUUUGCUUAGAGUAAUGGACCUCUUCCGCAACGCCAAAGCGGUCCGCCUCCGUAGCCACCAUGACAAGUACCUUGUAGCCGAGGAAGACCAAGUGUCCGUGACCCAAGAGCGAAACGGAUCCUCCACCUCCAGCAAGAAAGCCUGGUGGACCGUCGAGUUUGUCAAAGGCACACAGUCCGUAGUCCGACUCAAGAGCUGUUACAACACGUACCUCACUGCCUCGAACCACCCCUUCUUUUUGGGCGCGACGGGUCACAAGGUGGUGCAAUCUCUGCCUCAGAGGCUCGACUCCUCGCACGAGUGGGAACCCAUCAACGAAGGGUCCCGGGUCAAGCUAAAGACCCGGUUCGGCAAGUUCUUGAGAGCCAAUGGUGGUAUGCCACCUUGGAGAAACUCUAUCACCCAUGACAUUCCUUUCAGGGACUCUUCUCAGAAUUAUAUUCUCUGGGAUGUUGAUAUUGUCGAGAUUCAAGCUCAGUCUCCGAGUCAAAACUCACACCCACCAUCACAUCAGAAUUCUAUGGGGGUUCUGAGUUGUUUUUUGUUUUCUGUAUUUGUUUUGUUUUUGUUAUUUUUUAAAUUGAAAUCUUUGGUUUUGCUGUAAAAGUUUUUUGUUUUUGUUUUUUUGUGUUUUGGUUUGCUGUCUAGUGGUUCGAAUGAUGUGAGUGCAGCAUCACCAAGGUCAGAGGGGAGGACUAUAUUCUAUCAUGUGGCUGAAGAUAAUGGUGAAGUGGAUGAUGAAGUUGUGGAGGGGUAUUCUUUUACUUUCAGGGGUAAUGGGGUUGAGGAAUUGACUCAUAAAUUCGAGGAAGAGACGGGUUUGGAAGGUAUUAUCGAAGUCCCUUGAAUGGAAAGCUUUAUCCCCUUCGAUUGCAGCUUCCUCAAAACAACUAUGCAUGUUGUUUUGGUUCUAGCUUCAUCAACAGUGGCACAGGACUUCACAAAACGAGCAUCAUGAAAAGCAUCAUGGGGCGCAUUACAAUUUUGUUCGUAUGAAUGCACAACUAUUCUGUAAAUUAUGAUUCAUGCUGCUUCAUAUGCGACCUCAAAGCAUUCAGGAAUAAAUUGUCACAGGUUACACAUCUUACUCUGUUGUGUUAAGUACUGGCAAUCCAUACAGUUAAAUUGAGAAAGCUCUAAGAACAUGCUCUUAUUUGCCAUGAUGGGGAGCCAUAACUCAUAACAGCACUCGUGCCCCCAUCAAUAAAGUUCCUGUUUGGUUCCUAGGAAGCUGAUUCUGAUGAUACUCAGUGGUAUUCACCAAAGGUUAUGUAUAUAUAUAUAUAUAUAUAUAUAUGCACGCUCUUCUGCAUUCAAGCAAUGUAAGGUUUUGUUAUUUUGUUUCCCCUGCUGCUUUUAGUUUCUCUUCCUAGGCUUGCUAAAAUAAUUCUAUUGUAUAAUUAUUAGCAGAGGUUUUUUGAUCUAAUAUAUUUGAUGGUUUAGUAUUAA